AUGGGCAGACAGUGCUCUGGCAUGCGGCCACCAAAUGCGAUGCCCACUGCAUGGCAAGGCUCCUGGAACAUGGCGGUAGCGCUUGUGCGGCUGGACAAGAUUUGGACUGAUUCUCCAGUGUUAGUUGCAGCUCGAGCGCGAAAGCUGCAGGUGGUUCGCUUACUUCUGCUGAAUGAUUUAGUUGAAACUGGGGCUGAGAACGAGGAGGUCGUGUCAGCUCAGCUGAUUGACAAGGCGGCCGAGUUGACCUCCAAGGAGGUGCGUGAACUGAUCAGCCGUGGGGCCAAUCCCAACUUCAGGAAUGAUCGUGGCUGGACACCGCUGACCGCUGCUGUGUUUUGGAACAAUCAUGACUAUGUGGAAUGCUUGGUCAGGCUUCCUCACAAGACCGCCCGUUCUGUCCUCCAGGCUGACCUGCCUGACAGCCGUGGACGAACAGCACUUCAUGUGGCUGCCCGCAAGGGCUUGUCGGAUUUGGUCCCUUUAAUCCUUGGAGCGCGAGCUAACCAAGAUGCCAGGGAUGGAGAUGGCUGGACUGCUUUGCACCAUGCGGUGUUCAAUGGUCACACCGAAACCGUUCUGAAGUUGUUGGAUGGAGCUGCAGAUCCCAGGGUGUACCCGGCUGAUUUGAGAUGCCUUGCACGCUUCUGUGUCCUGCCUCGAGAUUUCAUGGCGCAAUAUUUGGCCAAGUUCUUGGACCUGCACGCCCCGUCGAUGUCGCGAGGCGUCCGUGGUUUCUCAGCGAAUCCGCGGCCAGAGCCCCAAGCUGAAGCAGCUCGCGAAGCUCCGACUUUGAAUUUGGAGGAAUUGGAAGAGGAGACCUUUGAGGAGCCAUGGCAGAAGCAGUUUGCUGGAAUGAGCUUGGAACAGUUCCAGCAACUUUUCAAUAGUCUUAGCCAGGAACAAAAGGAUCAACUGGCCACCCAUGGCUUUCAACCUGACAUGGCGACGGCAGACGCCCCUCACAUUGCGACGUUGUGCAGGUACGUAGAAUUGAAGGGCGAUGCAUCGAGUAUGCAUCCACGCAACGUUUGGAGAAUAUCUCAGGGACUUCGAGGGCAAGCUCCGAUCAAGUUUGCCAAUGACCCCUGUUGCCGGGUACGACAUGCAGAGCCAGAGUCUCCAAUCCAUGUCUUGAGUGAAUGUGGUGAUGCCCGUUGCGGAGCGCACCGCCUAAAUUACCCAGAAGUACGACAGAGGUUCAGGACCUUCAUCACUCGCACAAUUCGGAAGUCAAAGAAGGACGUUGCCUGGUGGAGGGAUGGACUGCGGUACGCCUCCCUGGGAAGUGGACAUUUGCUGUGGGACUGUGAAAUCUUGGAGCGGAUUCGCGCCGAAGGAGUCGAAAUCCAGCAGAUUUGUUUGAUUGACACAGCUUAUGCUUCUCCGGACGAUGUCACCCUUCUGGUGCUACAGACCUUUGCUGAUUGGCAGGCUGCUGUGGCGGAGCUGUCUGACGAGCCGGCGCCACAAGUGCUUGCAUUUCCAAGCGUGCAAGCAUACGAAGAGCAUUGUGCAGAAGGUGGGCUCGCAGCUGGUUGCAAUCUCUUCAUGCAUUGUGAUGCGGCGUGGCAGGGUUCAGAUGAGGAAUGCCGACAGUUGGCCGAGAAGGUGUUGGUAUCCACAGGUCUCCUAGCUCGAUUGAACAACCUGGGUGGCAAGAAGGUGCCAGAAGAAAUGCUGCAGAAAGGGCCACAGAUGCUGCGCAAAUACUGGCAGGUUCAGCAGGAGCACAGUGAAGAGCCUUUCUCAGCUGGUGCUUGGCUUUCACACGGCGACGGCGACUUGGAACCCCUGCAGGACUACCUCUUGGGUGCUGAUCCUGAUGAAAAGGCUAUGCGACAGCUGGAAACAGACCAUCGCUUCAAACAAGCGGAGCGCGCACGUGCAGAGGAUAUUGGCCUUGAAGUGUGGCGAGUGAAAUCGCUGGACCCCGUCAAGAGCCGCCUCUUGCCUUCCAGCGAGGGCCAGCAGUUCGGAGAAUUCUCAGCCGGGGAGGUUCUCAUCGCAGCAGAAAGGAAUGGCGAUUGGAUCAGAGUCGCUAGCACCAGCGACCUGUGGGGAGUGGAAUACUCCGCCGAAGCCAAGAUGUCAGUGGCUGCGGUGCCACACACAAAUCCUGGGCUGCAGUCCCAGCCAUCGGAUGAUUCCAGCGUUUGGGUACCUAUUGACGGGAGCUGUCUGGACAUGCCAUCCAGUGGGCGCUUUCUUGAGCAGAUCUAUGUGCCACCAGGGAGAGAUCCCUGGAUUCCAGGAGCAGGUUUUUUGGACCUGGAGUGUGAAAACCUGGCAGUCAGCCAUGGCUCUGUCACCUUAAAGGCUCGGCGAAGUCGACGGUCGCCCGGCGAGUGGUCGGCAGAGUUUUUGCGCUGCCCGGCGGCCGCCAGCUGGCGAUCGCCUGGAUCGACGCGUCAGCGGCAAAAGGAGCGACUGCAUUGGCGUGCCGUGCUGCACGAAUCUUGUGGCCAGAAUCGAAAGGCCGUGCUUGCGGCUUUGAGACCUGAGGAACGCGCCAGGCUUCGGGAGUUCCAGAAGAGGGAGCAGCUGCGGUGGCAGGCCCUGGCCGCGGAGCUAUCGCAGAUGAAAGGCUUUGCGAGGAGAGAGCGACUAGCGCAACUCAGCAUUGAAGAUCGUGCCAACUUCCAGCAGUGGUUGUUGGAACAGAAGGUCAGUCAAAAGCAGAAGGAACCCAAGAACAGAUGA
Messenger RNA from Cladocopium goreaui, 2703 nucleotides. The record is from the annotation of a GenBank genome assembly. NCBI's taxonomy places the organism in Eukaryota, Dinophyceae, Suessiales, Symbiodiniaceae.